Harmonia axyridis is the source of this 1394-nucleotide messenger RNA. Its product is annotated as glutaryl-CoA dehydrogenase, mitochondrial. Lineage: Eukaryota; Metazoa; Arthropoda; Insecta; Coleoptera; Coccinellidae. The record is from RefSeq and is a predicted model, not a curated record. Gene Ontology annotation, molecular function: fatty-acyl-CoA binding; flavin adenine dinucleotide binding; glutaryl-CoA dehydrogenase activity. Gene Ontology annotation, biological process: fatty acid beta-oxidation using acyl-CoA dehydrogenase; fatty-acyl-CoA biosynthetic process. Bases 90 to 1364 code for a protein of 424 amino acids. The transcript is spliced from 8 exons. Gene Ontology annotation, cellular component: mitochondrial inner membrane.
CGAAGGUCAGCAGAUAAAAAUGUAUUCAAGGCAUAAGCGAGCUUCCUCACAGUAGGUAGUUUCUGUUCUAUUUCAAGAAGGCGUAGACCAUGUUCGCCUCCAACCGCUUAGCCUGCGCUUUAACCAGAGCUAGUGCCCGUGUUUUCGAAAACCACAGUGUGGCAGGUACAUGGUCGGUGCGAUCAAAAGUAACUUUCAACUGGGAAGACCCUUUUAAUCUAGAAUCACAGCUAACCCAAGACGAGAAGAUCAUCAGAGACUCCUUCAGGUCGUAUUGCCAGGAAAAACUACUACCAAGAGUGGUUCAAGCAAACAGACAUGAAGUCUUCGAUAAGGAUACCCUGAAGGAGUUAGGAGAAUUGGGAGCUCUAGGCUGUACAAUAAAGGGAUAUGGCUGUGCAGGUAUUUCUAAUGUCGCUUACGGGCUUUUGGCCAGAGAAAUAGAAGCUGUUGAUAGCAGUUACCGAUCUUCUCUGAGUGUGCAGUCUUCACUGGUAAUGUCUGCUAUUGAUCAGUUUGGUUCAGAAGAACAGAAACAGAAGUAUUUGCCCAGGCUAGCGAAGGGGCAGAUCAUAGGUAGCUUUGGCCUAACAGAACCAAACUAUGGCAGUGAUGCAGGAGGGAUGGAAACCAAAGCAGUCUUCGAUCAAAAAACAAAAACCUACUUAUUAUCUGGUAGUAAAACAUGGAUCUCUCACGCGCCAGUGGCGGACGUCUUCGUGGUUUGGGGUAAACUCGAUGGCAAAGUGCAUGGUUUCAUCUUGGACCGUGAAGACCAAACGGAAGACAGUCUGAAAACUCCCAAAAUAGAGGGGAAACUAUCCUUGAGGAUCUCGUCCACUGGAAUGAUUCUGAUGAAUAAUGCCGUAUGUCCUGAAGGAAAUUUGUUGCCCAACGUUGUAGGCAUGAAGGGUCCAUUGAGUUGCCUCACCAACGCCAGGUAUGGCAUAGCUUGGGGCGUCCUUGGGGCUGCUGAGGCAUGUUUGAAAAUAGCCAGAGAGUAUACUUUGGACAGGAAACAGUUCAAUAAGCCUCUAGCUGCUAACCAACUCAUGCAGAAGAAGAUGGCGGAUAUGAUGACAGAAAUCGCUUUAGGACUGCAGGCUUGUCUGCAUGUUGGGAGACUCAAGGACAAAAAUUUACUCUGUCCUGAAAUGAUAUCCAUUCUGAAACGUAACAACGCAGGAAAAGCGUUGGAUAUAGCCAGGGUCGCCAGAGAUAUGCUUGGUGGAAAUGGAAUCCAAGAUGAAUACCACAUUAUGCGCCACAUGGUCAAUUUGGAAACAGUCAAUACGUACGAAGGUACUCACGAUGUACAUGCAUUAAUAUUAGGAAAAGCAAUCACUGGAAUUGCAGCAUUCUAAAUUGUGGAAAUUAUACAUUAUUUAUGAAAA